This is a messenger RNA of Racocetra persica, 245 nucleotides long. NCBI's taxonomy places the organism in Eukaryota, Fungi, Glomeromycota, Glomeromycetes, Diversisporales, Gigasporaceae. The record is from the annotation of a GenBank genome assembly.
ACCCACUCGUUUUAAUAAACAUGUUAAUAAACAUCCUGUUAAAUCUACAAAUACUACACAAACUCCGGCAUGUCAAGCACGUGAAUGUUGUAAUUCAUGUAUUAGCGAUCAAACUUGUUUUGAAUGGUACUUUAAUCCUAUUAAUAGUGUAUGUGCUUUUGUAACUAGUAAUCCAUGCUCAGGUGCAACAUAUUCAAUAAGCUGUAUUGGUCUUGAAGGUGGAAGUGUUCGUUGUAAUGAUGGCA